UUGGGCAACGUGGCCAAACCCGUCUCGUGCGCUUGUGUUCAUCAAGGAGGCAACAACAGCGUUUGCCAGCAGAUGUGUACGUCGCCACCGAGAAGCAGUGCGAGAACUUUCAACUACCGCUGGAUCACGGUAACGUCGGAGCAAGUCAAAGCUGAGACGCGAAACAGAGGACUUCAGCGCUGGGCGCCAGUCGCAUCACGGCAACAUGCGCCCGGUGCCGACAGUACCCGACGUCGCAGUGCCAGCAGCCACGCCGCCACAAUACAGCCAACAUCCCCACUGUCCGUGGUCGAUCACGUAUCCUCUCACGAACUAUACGUUCGGCACGAAAGAGGCGCUAUAUGAACGAGACAGUUCUGUGCCGGCGCGGUUCCAGCGCAUGCGGGAAGAGUUUGAGAAGAUUGGCAUGCGGCGGUCCGUCGAGGGUGUCCUGCUGGUCCACGAGCAUGGUCUCCCUCACGUAUUGCUAUUACAACUGGGAACCACAUUUUUCAAAUUACCUGGCGGGGAACUCAACAUGGGAGAAGAUGAAGUGGAGGGGCUAAAACGACUCAUGACUGAGAUCCUGGGCCGGCAAGAUGGUGUAAAGCAGGAUUGGGUCAUAGAAGACACUGUUGGCAACUGGUGGCGUCCAAACUUUGAACCCCCGCAGCCACCCAGUCAGGGCAGUGGUGACGUUGCAUACAUCACCAUCCUUUCCUGCCGUCGUACCCCUAUGUUCCACCGCAUAUCACAAAGCCCAAAGAACAUAAAAGGCUGUACCUUGUUCAGCUUCCUGAAAAGGCGCUUUUUGCAGUCCCUAAAAACUACAAGUUGGUGGCUGCACCAUUGUUUGAGCUCUACGACAAUGCGCAAGGAUAUGGCCCCAUCAUCUCCAGCCUCCCGCAGGCUUUAAGCAGAUUCAACUUCAUCUAUUUGUGAAUAAUGAAAUUGGACGUCUCAAAAGAAAACUUUCUCUUCUGGCAUUUCACACAUCAGUCUGGCCAUAGGGAGCUCUCAUAAAGGCUUCUGUUAUCAUCCAUGAGUAAGGGACGUCAUGCCCAGCACAUCUCCAGUGCGCCCACUCAUUUGCAGCCAGCUUCACCAGCCAGAGCACUCCAGCUAUUUUAUUUCGUAUUAGAAUAAAUGUGUAAAGAUACUUACUAAGCUUUAGCUUUA
Dermacentor albipictus is the source of this 1158-nucleotide messenger RNA. RefSeq names its product cleavage and polyadenylation specificity factor subunit 5 (gene Cpsf5). Gene Ontology annotation, cellular component: mRNA cleavage factor complex. NCBI's taxonomy places the organism in Eukaryota, Metazoa, Arthropoda, Arachnida, Ixodida, Ixodidae. The record is from RefSeq and is a predicted model, not a curated record. Gene Ontology annotation, molecular function: mRNA 3'-UTR AU-rich region binding.